Molecule: messenger RNA, 609 nt
Organism: Oncorhynchus keta (chum salmon)
Lineage: Eukaryota; Metazoa; Chordata; Actinopteri; Salmoniformes; Salmonidae
Product: voltage-dependent T-type calcium channel subunit alpha-1I-like
Exons: 4
Biological process (GO): positive regulation of calcium ion-dependent exocytosis; sodium ion transmembrane transport; membrane depolarization during action potential
Cellular component (GO): plasma membrane; neuron projection; voltage-gated sodium channel complex
Molecular function (GO): voltage-gated sodium channel activity; low voltage-gated calcium channel activity
Source: RefSeq, a predicted model, not a curated record
GUGGAGUUGACUGAUGUCCUGGAGAUCAGUAACAUCGUGUUCACCUGCAUGUUCCUCCUGGAGAUGCUGUUCAAGCUGCUGGCCUUUGGUCUCUUCGGCUAUAUCAAGAACCCCUACAACAUCUUCGACAGUAUCAUCGUCAUCAUCAGUGUCUGGGAGAUCGUUGGGCAGGCGGACGGCGGUCUGUCAGUCCUGCGUACCUUCCGUCUGCUGCGGGUCCUGAAGCUGGUCCGGUUCCUGCCCGCCCUGCGCAGACAGCUGGUGGUUCUGAUGAAGACUAUGGACAACGUAGCCACCUUCUGUACACUGCUCAUGCUCUUCAUCUUCACCUUCAGUAUCCUAGGCAUGCACCUGUUUGGGUGUAAAUUUAAUCAGCAGAUGGAGAACGGAGACACCAUCCCAGACCGCAAGAACUUUGACUCGCUACUCUGGGCCAUCGUUACUGUGUUCCAGAUCCUGACUCAGGAGGACUGGAAUGUGGUCCUGUAUAACGGUAUGGCCUCCACCUCUCCUCUCGCUGCUCUCUACUUUGUGGCUCUGAUGACCUUUGGGAACUACGUCCUCUUCAACCUGCUGGUGGCCAUCUUGGUGGAGGGCUUCCAGGCUGAG